UACUGGAGAGCAACCCUACAAAUGUAAAGAAUGUGGCAAAGCUUUUAAACAUCCUGCAACCCUUUCUUCACAUAACAAAACUCAUACUGGAGAGAAACCAUACAAGUGUGAUAAAUGUGGCAAAGCCUUUAUUUCAUCCUCAACCCUUAGUAAACAUGAGAAGAUUCAUACUGGAGAGAAACCCUACAAAUGUGAAGAAUAUGGCAAAGCUUUCACCCAUUCCUCACACCUUACUAGGCAUAAGAAAAUUCAUGCUGGAGAGAAACCAUACAAGUGUGAUAAAUGUGGCACAGCCUUUAUUUUAUCCUCAACCCUUAGUGAACAUGAGAAGAUUCAUACUGGAGAGAAACUCUACAAAUGUGAAGAAUGUGGCAAAGCCUUCAACCAUUUUUCACACCUUACUAUACAUAAGACAAUUCAUACUGGAGAGAAAUGCUAUAAAUGGUAUAAAAACCUUUACAUGGUCCUCAAGCCCCCAUAAACAUAGGAGAACUCAUACUGGAGAGAAACCUUACAAAUGUGAAGAAUGUGGCAAAGCCUUUACUGCAUCCUCAACUCUAAGUGAAUAUAAGACAAUUCAUACUGGAGAGAAACCUUGCAAAUGUGAAGAAUGUGGCAAAGCUUUUAACUGGUCCUCAGACUUCAAUAAACAUAAGAGAAUUCAUAGUGGACAGAAACCAAUACUGUAACAAAGCUUUAUUUAUUUAUUUAUCUAUUUAUUUAUUUAUUUAUUUAUUUAUUUUUGAGAUGGAGUUUCACUCUUGUUG
This is a messenger RNA of Homo sapiens (human), 767 nucleotides long. RefSeq names its product putative zinc finger protein 826. The record is from RefSeq and is a predicted model, not a curated record. Lineage: Eukaryota; Metazoa; Chordata; Mammalia; Primates; Hominidae. The transcript has a single exon. The coding region runs from base 156 to 689 and encodes 177 amino acids.